CGUUCUUCCCCAAAAAAACAGAAAAAAAAUUGGACGCAGAGAGAGAGAGAGAGAGUUUAGUUUAAAGGGAGAGAGAGAGAAAGAGCGAGAGGGUUUAUUUUUUCGGUGCAUGAGAGGGGGAGUAUAAAUCUUCUUCUGAUUAAUCUUCGCUGCCAACGGAGCAAGGAAACAACGCCGUUUUGAAGCCGAUAGUCAGAUCCGAGUGAGUAAGCGGAAGGGAGAAAAUGAGUGGCAAGGGAGGAGGAGGAGGAGGAGGCGGAGUCGGGAAGGGCAAUAAUGGAAUUUCGACCAUCCCGGCUGUGUGUAGGAAGAUGGUCCAGAGUUUGAAGGAGAUUGUUAACUGUCCUGAGACCGAGAUCUACGCCGUGCUUAAAGACUGUAACAUGGACCCUAACGAAGCCGUUAAUCGCCUCCUCACUCAAGAUCCUUUUCGUGAGGUGAAGAGCAAGCGAGACAAACGAAAAGAGAGUAAGGAUACCACGGAUUCCAGGUCUCGUGGAGCUGGUAACUCAAACCGUGGUGGUAGGGGUGGUGCUGAUCGAUAUUCUGGGCGCGCUGGUUCAGUCCAGUUUGGUUCUAGUGAGCCAGGCAGUUUGCAUAGUAAACCUACUUUUAAGAAGGAGAAUGGAAUACAUGGCUAUGCUGGUCCUUCAUCUUCUGCUGCUGGAUUGGUGGCAAAUAAUUGGCGACCUCAAUCCCACGGUGAUGCUGUGGCCUCAGAAAAUAAAGUAUUUACAGCGGUCCCAGGUGAUGGGAUUUCUUCAUCUUCGCAGCCUUCUUCUGGAGUUCAAUCUGCCUGGUUGGGUGUUCCUGGUCAAGUAUCAAUGGCUGAUAUUGUGAAGAUGGGUAGGCCACAAAGCAAGGCACCACCUCUCUACAAUGUUAAUAAUCACCAUGUUGUGGAACCCCCUUCAGCAGCAUCACAUCAUGAUAGGCAUUCAUCACAAGAUUAUCCUACCAAGGUGGCAGACAUAAACACUGAUAUAGGUGAUGCCAUGAUCCGGCAUGCUCCUCCCAAUGAUGAAUGGCCCUCAAUUGAGCAGCUGCCAAAUGUGUCAUCUGUCCUAGAGGCACCGGCACCCUCUGAGCUGUAUACAAAUCAAUCUAACUUGUCCCUGGAUAGUACUGAUCAACAAAUAAAGUCCCAGUUGGAUGAGGUUCAGGAGGAUGAGGAUGACAUUGAGGAAACUCUUAGUGCAAACCAUAUUGGAGCUGCCUCUGUAUCUAGUAGAAAUAUACCUGAGGAUAAUUCUGGAGGGUCGACUAUUUUUGAUAACAACUUGUACAAUAACAUGAGUUCCUACCAGUCUCACAGGCAUGCUUUUGAGCAUGAUGAAGCUGAAGAUAGUUCUUCAGUGACUGCGAAGCUGCAGCAACUUAAUUUACAGAAUGAGGAUCAAGGGCCACCACCUGAAGAGGAUAACCCCUCAGUAAUAAUACCAGAUCACCUCCAAGUGCAUACUCCUGACUGCUCACACCUGAGCUUCGGAAGUUUUGGGUCUGGCAUUGGUUCUACUUUUUCUGGGCCAUAUGCAUCUAGGCCCUUGAAAAGUAACUUGGAGGAGGUAUCUGAACCAGCAGAUGGGUCAUCAAUUGCUCACACUGAGACUAGAAAUCCUGAGUAUUAUGAAGAUGAGCAUCUCAGAAGCACCUCAGAUGCUAAUAUAGUACAUAGACCUAAUGUGACUGCUGGGGAUUAUGAUCAUCCUUCUGUUUCACAGCCAGAGUUGUUGAAACAGGAAACCCCUGAAGUUGCCCAGGAAGACCAAUAUGCAUUUCCUUCAUCUGCGCCUGGUUAUCCUUAUGAAAAUGCCCAGCAGUUGCAUACUGCGUUUCCUCCUCAGCAAGCAAGCUCUCAGAUGCAGAAUCUUGCUCCAUUCCCUAGCAUGAUGCCAUAUACCAAUUCACUGCCUAGUACCUUGUUGGCAUCAACUGUUCAAACUGUGAGAGAGCCUGACCUUCAGUACUCGCCCUUCCCUGUGGCACAAUCAAUGCCAACAAAGUACAGCAACACGGCUUCUUCCAUCAAUGGUCCAGCCAUUUCCAUGCCAGAGGCUUUAAGAGGAAGUAGUAUUUCUACACCUCAACCAAGUCCACAGACACUGCCAGGUGCUAGCACUGCUACAGGACCGGCUCUUCCGCAACACCUUGCUGUUCACGCUUUUCCCCAACCUAGUCUUCCUUUGGGGCAUUUUGCGAAUAUGAUCAGUUAUCCUUUUGUUGCUCAGAGUUACACGUAUAUGCCAUCAGCUUUUCAACAGGCAUUUGCUGGUAAUAGCACAUACCAUCAGUCUCUAGGGGCACCAGUGCUCCCACAAUACAAGAAUAGUGUUUCCGUCAGCAGCUUGCCUCAGUCUGCUGCUAUUCCCUCUGGCUAUGGGUUUGGGAGUUCAACCAACAUUCCUGGAGGAAACUUUCCUCUGAAUACGCCCGCUGCUCCUGCAGGCACAACAAUUGGCUAUGAUGAUAUUUUAAGUUCUCAAUACAAGGACAGUAAUCAUCUAAUCUCACUUCAACAGAAUGAUAACUCAGGGAUGUGGGUUCACGGACCUGGCUCACGGACAAUGUCAGGCGUACCACCUAGCACAUAUUACAACAGCUUCCAGGGUCAGAAUCAGCAGCCUGCUGGGUUCCGGCAAAGUCAGCAGCCAUCACAACAUUUUGGGGCACUUGGGUACCCAAAUUUUUACCACUCCCAGUCGGGAAUGUCGCUGGAACAUCAGCAGCAAAACCCUAGAGAUGCAUCAUCCCUCGGUGGCUCUCAAGCUCAACCGUCAAAGCAGACCCAGCAGUUAUGGCAAAACAGUUACUAAUCAAAAUCACCUCGUGGUUUUUCAGGGCAUUGCAGUGAGUUUGAAAGUGGGCAAUUAAAGGCGAAUUUGUUCAAUUGAAAAAUAAUUUAAAAUAUAUAUGGAAAAUUGGUGAUGGUCUGAAGAGACCUUGAGUGGCCGCUACUGCCCUGUACCAUGAGGUUGUAUUCUUAGUAUUUAUGGGUUGGUCAUGUUAACUUAGGAACAUUUACAUGUGUGCUAAUUUGGCUUAGUGGACUGCUCGUUCUUCGCCGCA
Messenger RNA from Mangifera indica (mango), 3066 nucleotides. Its product is annotated as GBF-interacting protein 1-like. Bases 225 to 2813 code for a protein of 862 amino acids. Gene Ontology annotation, molecular function: protein binding. NCBI's taxonomy places the organism in Eukaryota, Viridiplantae, Streptophyta, Magnoliopsida, Sapindales, Anacardiaceae. The record is from RefSeq and is a predicted model, not a curated record. The transcript has 10 exons.